Messenger RNA from Exophiala xenobiotica, 819 nucleotides. RefSeq lists its product as uncharacterized. The record is from RefSeq and is a predicted model, not a curated record. The transcript has a single exon. Bases 1 to 819 code for a protein of 272 amino acids. NCBI's taxonomy places the organism in Eukaryota, Fungi, Ascomycota, Eurotiomycetes, Chaetothyriales, Herpotrichiellaceae.
AUGUCAACACAGUAUGACGAGAUUGGUCUCUCUUAUGAAUCGAUGAAGCGCCUGCCAGCGGCAUCCCUUGAACGUGCCAACCUCCGAGCGACCGUCACACCCUUCCUGAAUGCAAACACCGAAACCAGCGUUCUCGAUCUCGCCUGUGGAACGGGCUACUACUCCCGCCUCCUCCUAUCAUGGGGCGCAUCUCGCGUCGUCGGCGUGGACAUCUCACCCACCAUGGUUGACGCCGCGCGCUCUCAGACACCGCCUGAAGCAUCGGAAAAGUUGGUAUUUGAGGUCGGCGACUGCACACAGCCGCUCACUCUCCGACAAUCAACAACGGAACAAUUUGAUAUCGUGCUAGGUGCCUGGCUACUCAACUAUGCUGGUACACGGGCCGAAAUGACGCGCAUGUUCGCCAACAUUGCCUCGCAUCUCAGACCAGGCGGGCACUUCGUCGGAAUCACGCCUCAUCCGGCCAUUGACCUUGACAAAUUCGCGGAGCUAUUUGAUCCCGAAAAAACGGAUCGCGACCAGGCGAGGUACGGCGUCAGCGUGGCUUACACGGGACGCAUACCGGAAGGGUAUGGCUAUCGGACCAAGAUCACCGCUCAUGUACAGCCCCGGGAGAUCUCGUUCGAGAAUUACCAUCUUGACCGAAGCAUUUAUGAGGCUUGUGCGCGCGAGGGAGGACUCAAAGGGAAUUUGGAGUGGAAGGAAAUCCGGCUGCCGCAGACAGACGAGGAGAGCCGAAGGGAGUACGAUGCUGCGUUGGCGUUUUGGACUGGGUAUCAUGAGGCGCCACAUUUCGGGAUUUUGGUCAUUGGGAAAUAG